CUGUCCCCGGGGCGUGGCGGGAACUGUCCGGCUCUUCCUGUGGCGCUCUGGCCACACCCCCGUGCCACUCACUCCGCGGGGCCAUGGCGGCUGUGCUUUGGGGCCGGUGCCUCUCUCGGGCGUGGCUCUGCAGGAAAGCCAGGCAGAGAUGCGGCCGGUACUACCGCGCCGCGCUUUGCGCCGAGCUGAAGACGCCCCUGGCCAUUGACGAAGUGGCUCCCCGCCUAGUUGGGCCUUACGAGGUCAGAGUUGAUGUCCAUUUCUGUGGAGUUAACUUUGCUGAUAUUUUGGUCUGCCGUGGUCAAUAUCAGGAAAGGCCCCAUCUUCCUUUCACACCUGGAAUGGAGUUUUCUGGGACAGUAUUGGAGACAGGCACAGAUGUCAGCACAGUGAAAGAGGGAGAUCGAGUGAUUGGUGUGAGUGGCCUUAAUGCUAUGGCUGAGGAAUGCAUCACCGACCAGAAGAGCCUCUGGCAGAUUCCAGAAAAGGUCUCCUUACGAGAAGCUGCUUCCCUACCUAUAUCUUACAGCACUGCUAUUUUGGCACUUGAGCAUCGGGCCUGCACGCAGCCCGGAGAAACUGUUUUAGUGACAGCAGCAGCCGGAGCCACGGGCCUUGCAGUGAUAGAUGUGGCAACAAACAUUCUUCAGGCAAAGGUAAUAGCUGUUGCUGGAAGCGAUGAGAAGUGCAAGCUGGCCAUGCAGAGGGGUGCCCAGUUUGGCGUGAACUACAACCAGGGCAGCCUGAAGGAGGCAGUGAGGAAGCUGGUGGGGAGCAAUGGGGUAAAUGUGGCCAUCGACAUGGUGGGAGGAGAUGUCUUCCUGGAGUCUCUCCGCAGCCUGGCAUGGGAGGGCAGGAUUGUGGUGGUCGGAUUUGCAGGAGGAAACAUUGCUUCUGUGCCAGCCAACCUUCUACUCCUGAAGAAUGUCUCUGCCAUGGGGAUAACCUGUGGUCAAUACAAAGAUAAGAACUUUCCUGUCUUCUCCAAGACCCUAUCCUCGGCUCUUCAGUACUGCCAGCAAGGGCGCAUCCAGCCAUAUGUAGGAACAGUUUUCAAGCUGGAGGAGGGAGCUGUACACAUACAUCUCAACCUGAUGCUGUGCUUGAACCUCACAGAUCUGGACUUGUUCAUUAUUUAAAGAUCAAUGAUGCCUUCCGUCAUGUGACAGAGCGCAAAACCAUGGGCAAGGUGCUUCUCUCUUUAAAAUAAACCCUCACCUCAGCAGCAAACUCAGCACGUCCAAAUUCAAACUCAUUGUCUUUCCCCCCAAAACCUUGAUUUCCCUUCUGUGUUUCCAAAAUGUUACCAAGUUUCGUACUAAUCCAGGUGUAAAAUCUUAAAGAGUCACCUUUGAUUCUG
Nycticebus coucang (slow loris) is the source of this 1360-nucleotide messenger RNA. RefSeq names its product quinone oxidoreductase-like protein 2. Gene Ontology annotation, molecular function: oxidoreductase activity. The transcript has 11 exons. The record is from RefSeq and is a predicted model, not a curated record. Gene Ontology annotation, cellular component: mitochondrion. Lineage: Eukaryota; Metazoa; Chordata; Mammalia; Primates; Lorisidae. Bases 84 to 1139 code for a protein of 351 amino acids.